AUUGGAGUCUUUGUCACCUUCCACUGCCUGGGUUCCGGACGUCGUGAGGGUCCCAUUCGUCCUCUAGCGGGAGGUGGAGACAAAAACAUCGCUCCUAGCUCGGAGCCCAGGGGGCGCCGCGCCAGCAUCAGCCUCCGGGAGGCGGGCACAGCAGCUGGGAGGUGGCCUGCAGCCCGCCAAUUGCGGAGGGGUGAGCCGAGGGGCGAGAGUGGUCCUUUACUCCGACUCAACGUCACGGCGCUGCCCCCGCCCCUUCGCCGGCAGCUGCUGGGCCGGGCGGGUAAAACAGCCACCGUGUGGACUGCCGCCGAACGGCCCAUCCCCUGACACCCUGGCCAUUAACUUCUCAACUUGCUGAGCUCAUUGGAAUGGCAUAGAAAGGUCUGCCACAAUGCUACUGCUGCUGCACAGAGCUGUAGUCCCAGGGCUUCGACAGGCCUGCAGACUCAAGUCAACCCCCUCAAGGUUCUGCAUUCAGGCCUGCUCUACAGAUGAUUCGUUUCAGCCCCAGCACCCCAGCCUCACCUUCUCUGGUGGUAACUCCAGCACCAGGGGUUGGAGAGUCAUGGGAACCCUGCUAGGCCUCGGUGCAGUGUUGGCCUAUCAUGACCAUCGGUGCAGGGCUGCUCAGGAGCCACCACACAUAUACACGAGGGAGGAAGUGAGAUCCCACAGCAGCCCUGAGACUGGGAUCUGGGUGACUUUGGGCUCUGAGGUUUUUGAUGUCACAGUUGUGGACCUACACCCAGGGGAAUCAAAGCUGAUGCUAGCAGCCGGGGGUCCUCGUAGCCCCUUCUGGGCUCUCUAUGCUGUUCACAACCAGCCCCACGUGCGUGAGAUACUGGCUCAGUACAAGAUUGGGGAGCUGAGCCCCGAAGACAAGGAACCCUCCACCUUGAAGACCUCUGACCCUUACGCUGAUGAUCCUGUACGUCACCCAGCUCUGAAGAUCAACAGCCAGCGCCCCUUUAAUGCAGAGCCCCCUCUUGAGCUGCUGACAGAAAACUACAUUACACCCAACCCUAUCUUCUUCACCCGGAAUCAUCUGCCUGUACCUAACCUGGACCCAGACACCUACCACCUGUAUGUAGUAGGGCCACCUGGGGGUCAGUCCCUCUCCCUAUCCCUGGAUGACUUGUACCAGUUCCCCAAACACGAGGUCACUGUCACUCUGCAGUGUGCUGGUAACCGGCGCUCUGAGAUGACUCAGUUCAAAGAAGUAAGCGGUCUAGGGUGGAAUGCAGGGGCUAUUAGCACUGCACGCUGGGCUGGGGCACGGCUCUGUGAUGUGUUAGCCCAGGCUGGUCACCAACUCUCUGAAACUGAGGCCCAUGUCUGCUUUGAGGGACUGGACUCAGACCCCACAGGGACUGCCUAUGGAGCAUCCAUUCCUCUGGCUCGGGCCAUGGACCCUGAAGCUGAGGUCCUGCUGGCAUAUGAGAUGAAUGGGCAGCCUCUGCCUCGUGACCAUGGCUUCCCUGUGCGGGUGGUGGUUCCUGGUGUGGUGGGUGCCCGCCAUGUUAAAUGGCUGGGCAAAGUGAGUGUGGAACCAGAGGAAAGUUACAGCCACUGGCAGCGGCGAGAUUACAAAGGCUUCUCUCCGUCUGUGGACUGGGACACUGUAGAUUUUGACUCGGCUCCAUCUAUUCAGGAACUUCCUGUCCAGUCAGCCAUCACACAGCCCAAAGAUGGGGAGACAAUAGAGUCAGGGGAGGUGACUGUGAAGGGCUAUGCAUGGAGUGGUGGAGGAAGAGCUGUAGUCAGGGUGGAUGUGUCUCUGGAUGGGGGUCUAACCUGGCAGGUGGCUGAGUUGGAUGGAGAGGAACAGCGCCCCCGAAAGGCCUGGGCCUGGCGGCUAUGGCAGCUGCAAGCCCCUGUACCACCUGGGAAAACGGAAUUGAACAUUGUUUGUAAGGCUGUAGAUGACAGCUACAACGUGCAGCCAGACACGGUGGCCCCAAUCUGGAACCUGCGAGGAGUGCUCAGCAACGCCUGGCACCGUGUCCAUGUCCAUAUCGCCCCAUAGAAGGUGAAAUGGAACCAUCUACUCUUCAGAAUCACCUUCUCAACCCCUUUCCACAUCCAUCCUUUGGCCUCAUUACCACAGAAAAAUAUUUCCCUCUACCUCUCCAUGUCUUGGAUCACAACCCUGACUAUGCCUUCCUAAGCCACACAAACAUACACACCACACAUUUCCACCCAGGCAUCCACCCUUUCUUUGACACUGUAUUAUAUACUCCUCCUGGCUACUAACCCUGUGCCAGGAGGUGAGAGCUGUUGGAGCAGAGGACCAGAAGUGGGAAAUUCUGGAAAUAAGCACUAUUUUCUCUACCUACCCUAUCUCCUUUUCUAAUGCUUAUCACCACUGAAGCCUUAUUUUGCUUUUCUUCUUAGGGUCUUCAGAGAAUGUGUGAGAAUAUGUGUAAGAAAACUGUAUACAAUUUUUUACUGCCUCUGUAGUUUGCCAGGGGGUGUGAGGGGCUCAACCCUCUCCUUUUAUAGUUACACUUUUCUAAAUACUUCAAUAAAGUAUCUGUUUAAGACUACCACUA
Molecule: messenger RNA, 2552 nt
Organism: Vicugna pacos (alpaca)
Lineage: Eukaryota; Metazoa; Chordata; Mammalia; Artiodactyla; Camelidae
Source: RefSeq, a predicted model, not a curated record